Salvelinus namaycush (lake trout) is the source of this 1205-nucleotide messenger RNA. RefSeq names its product semaphorin-7A-like. The annotation marks the transcript as partial. Lineage: Eukaryota; Metazoa; Chordata; Actinopteri; Salmoniformes; Salmonidae. The transcript has 6 exons. The record is from RefSeq and is a predicted model, not a curated record. Gene Ontology annotation, molecular function: chemorepellent activity; integrin binding; semaphorin receptor binding. Gene Ontology annotation, biological process: positive regulation of axon extension; neural crest cell migration; regulation of inflammatory response.
GAAUGGCACAGCUGUCUGCGUCUACUCCAUGGAAGAGAUCGACAGGAUAUUCCAGAACUCUCUCUUCAAGGGAUACAGUGAAGACAUUCCCAACCCAAGACCUGGAACAUGUGUCUCCAAUAGUAAAGCCCUGCCAUUGGCUACGGUGAACGUGAUAAAGGAUCACCCAGAGAUGAGAGACUGGAUCCAUCCCAUCCAGUCCUACACCCCAUUCUACAUCUCUAACUAUAACUACACCAAGAUAGUUGUGGACAGAGUACAGGCGUCAGACUACACCAUGCAUAACGUCCUGCUGCUAGCAACUGACACUGGAAAGAUCCAUAAGAUCUUAAAUGAUCAUUUUAAACCUUUCAUCAUCUCAGAGACUCAUCUCUCCAACCACUCUGAUGUCAUCAGAUCCAUGAAACUGGACUCUAGAAAGAGGAAGCUGGUGGUAGGUUUGUCAGAGCAGAUCUCCAUUCUGGACCUCCAGAGGUGUCAGGACUAUAACGGAUCCUGUGCUGAGUGUGUUCUGGCCAGAGACCCGUACUGCGCCUGGACAGAGGCUGGGUGCAAACCCACCGUCCCGGGAGGCAUUCAAAAUAUUGAUGGAGGACAAACUAAUGUGUGCCUUAAAACAGCAGAAGUUAAAAUACCAGAAGAACCAAAGAAGCCCACCAGCAACAGGACCAGACGUGACACCCAGCCCUCCUCGUCCCUGAACGCCCUCGGUGCCUCGGUCCACUCUGUGCCCCUGGGCGUCCCCUUCUACCUGUCCUGUCCCAUAGACUCCUACCACGCCCACUACAGCUGGGAACACCUGGGCAAGACACGCCCCUGUCUGCGGCUGCAGGCCAGCUGUCUCCAUCUCAUCCCCUCCAUGCAGACAGAGCACUAUGGGGACUACCAGUGUGUCUCCAAGGAGAGAGACUACACCAGGGUGGUAAGGGUGGUCCGAGCUACACAGCUGCUAAGUAACCCAAGCAUAAUAAGCAGGCCUGCCAGACCGGUGAGACCCAUCAAUACUAACAUAGAGGACUCUGAGAGCAACGGAGCAACAACAGUUAUGGCAAUGCAAGCGGGAUGGUUCGUGACCUUUGCAGCUUUGGACAUUGUCGUGCAACUUCUGCAAUAAAAUCAUGUCCACAUGGACUUCAUCAUGAUAUGACACUGUACAUCUGCGCUCUAUAACGGAUCCACAGUGCAUUCAGAAAGUAUUCAGACCC